Messenger RNA from Camellia sinensis, 1629 nucleotides. RefSeq lists its product as uncharacterized. NCBI's taxonomy places the organism in Eukaryota, Viridiplantae, Streptophyta, Magnoliopsida, Ericales, Theaceae. Gene Ontology annotation, molecular function: protein binding. The record is from RefSeq and is a predicted model, not a curated record.
AGGGAAUAAAUACAGCAACAGAGGUCUCUGACAGUUGCCCGUGAUGAACAACAAGACAAACCACCACCCAUCUCUCCUGUUCUCUCUCUCUCUCUCUCUCUCUGUUGUCUUCAACCUCUAGACCUCUGCACGCUCCGGUGUUGAAGCUCACGGUGAAACUAAAAAAAAUGGGCAGUCUCUGUUUCUCUCUAUCUUCACUCAUUCUGUUUAUUUCAGUUGCAGAGUUCUUCUUCCAAGCCUAUUCCACCACUUACUGGGCAGACAUUGAGACACUGAAAGAGUUCAAGAACGGACUCGACCCUAACUCACUCAGUCCCGGCUCGUGUUUGAGUUCCUGGGACUUCACCCUCGACCCCUGCGACCAUCUCUUCUCCGACAAAUUCACAUGCGGGUUUCGAUGCGACGUCCUAGUCUCCAACAACAGCCGAGUCACCGAACUCGUUCUCGACCAGGCGGGUUACGCUGGUUCACUCGCUUCCACCUCCUGGAACCUCCCUUACCUCCUGAUUCUAGACCUCUCCAACAACUUCUUUACGGGUUCGAUUCCUGACUCGCUCUCCAAUCUCACUCACCUCCAACGACUGAGUCUCUCUCGCAACUCGCUCUCCGGCUCAGUACCCACUUCGAUUGCUUCUCUCUCUACCCUCAAAGAGCUUUUCCUCGACAACAACAACCUGCAGGGAACAAUCUCAUCAGCUCUCAACGGUCUCAAGAAUUUAAAAAGGCUCCAACUCCAAGGCAACAAACUCAGUGGCGUGCUUCCCGAUCUGGGUCAACUCAGCAACCUCUACUUCCUCGACUUCAGCGACAAUGCCAUUUCCGGCGAACUUCCGGCGACUCUUUCGACCAACCUCGUCCAACUCUCCGUUCGAAACAACCAAAUCGAAGGGAAUAUUCCGGCGAAUCUUAUAUCCAAUAUGGUAUAUCUACAAGUAAUGGACCUGAGUCACAACAAUCUAUCCGGGUCGGUUCCUUCGGGUCUCUUUACACACCCAUCUCUUCAACAACUAACUCUCUCCUUCAACCAAUUCGAGUCGGUUCAAGUACCCGGAGAUUCGGGUCAAAACAGCGAGCUCGUGGCAGUGGACCUGGGUAAUAACCAGAUCCACGGGUUGUUACCGUUGUUCAUGGGUUCAAUGCCGAAACUGUCGGCACUGUCCCUAGAGAACAACAAGUUAUCGGGUAUGAUUCCGACCCAGUACGCCCUCAAGGCGGUGGUGCCGGGUCAAGGGGUGUCUCGGUUCGAGAGGCUGUUGUUGGGUGGGAACUACUUGUUCGGACCCAUACCGGGUCCGCUGAUACGGAUGAGGAAUUCGGGUUCGGGUACUGUGCGGUUGGGAGAUAACUGCUUGUACUGGUGUCCGGUGAGCUUCUUCUUUUGUGAGGGUGGGGAACAAAAGUCGAUUAUGGAGUGUAAGAGUUUUGAUCCUGUGAUUCCUUGAAUUGUGUGAUCACCUGUGACGAUGAUAAAAGUGAUAUUUCACAAUCUCUAGUUUUCGUACGUGUAUCCUUUACUUUCAUGUUUAGGCAUGUUAGGGAAAAUUGAAUUUUUAAUUUUUUAUAUUUGUUUUUUGGAUGAAAAUAGAAAUGUUAGUCUUGCUUAAUGAGAUUUUUACUUUUGUGAGCUAA